Messenger RNA from Acaulospora colombiana, 565 nucleotides. The record is from the annotation of a GenBank genome assembly. Lineage: Eukaryota; Fungi; Glomeromycota; Glomeromycetes; Diversisporales; Acaulosporaceae.
UAGUAGCCAUCUUAGUAAUUCUCUUAUGCUCGCUAUUGGCCUUUAAUUCUUACUUUAUUGAGCCUUUAGGUGUAGGCAGCGAUAGUGAUGGUCAUGCGAUCUUAGAUCGCAUGCUGUUGGUGAUGCUUUCAGCAUCAACAUCAUCAACUCAUCUGACAUUAGACUUCUUUUAUAGCCUAGCUCUAUUUCUUAGAAGGCCGGCGUCCCGGGAUACUCCGCGAGCUCUGGCUCCUGGUCUACCCCGUAGACCUACAGUUAGAUAUAGAGCACCUUUAGCUCAAACGGAUAGAGCUACGGUCUUCGAAACCGAGGGUUAUUGGUUCGAGUCCAAUAGGAGGCCAUUUUCGAGAGGAGGAACUUUCAGGGAGGCUGAUUUAGGGAAAUCUUUAACAUUCUCUGUGAGCCCCUCGAUAGCAGGAGAAAUCCCUGCGGAUAGGCUCGUAUCGGGCCGUGAUGGGAUGUACGGCUGGUUGAACUCACCGAAAGGGACGGUAGAAGGGAGCACAGCAGAUGGUGUAGAAGAAGCAGCGGAAGAGAAUCGUCUCACACCCCCGGUAGAAAAGGC